AGUACUAGGGGAAGGGAAGAAGAACAAACAUGUCUGAAUUCAGCCAGAACUCCGAUGAAGAAGCGUGUCCCGAGGACAUUGAUGAAGAUGAAAUCUUGGCCAACCUGUCCCCUGAGGAGCUAAAGGAGCUGCAGUCUGAGAUGGAAGUCAUGGCCCCAGACCCCGAAGUCCCAAUUGGGAUGAUACAGAAGGAUCAGACAGAGAAACCUCCCACAGGGAGCUUUGACCACAGGUCCCUGGUUGACUACCUGUACUGGCAGAAGGCAUCCAGACGCAUGCUCGAGGAUGAGAGAGUCCCUGUCACCCUCUUGCCCUCUGAGAGAAAUGCUGCAGAGGAGAUGGAAAGUAAUGUUGGUGGCAGUGGUGAGGCGGCUGGCGGAAGGGUGCCAGAAGAAAAAGAGAGGCAUUACAAAAAUGAGCACUUGUCCAGCUCAAGACCACAACCUGAGGUGACAAAGAAAGAUGACACUGAUAAGGAGAGAGAUGAGGAGGAAGAGAAAGAAGAAGCAGAAGAGGAAGAUGAUGAAAAUGAGGAAGGGGAUGAAGAGGAAGAUGAGUCUGAAUCAGAAACAAAGGAUACUCACACCAAGGAGAAUGGUCCCAGUGACCAGAUAAGUAAGAAGCCAGAUCCAGAAUCAGCAGAAACCACAGAAAAGCCAAGUGAAAAGAAAAUAUCAAAAUUAAACAUCCCCAAAAAGUUGGCACUGGAUACCAACUUCAUGAAGCUAAGCGCCAGACCUUCAGGAAACCAAACCAAUUUAGAGGAGAAUCUGGAGAAAGUCCGAAAAAACAGCCCAGACCUGAAAGAGCUCAACCUGAACAACAUAGAGAACGUCCCCAAAGAAAUGCUGAUAGACUUUGUCAACGCCAUGAAAAAGAACAAGAACGUCAAAACCUUCAGCUUGGCCAACGUAGGGGCCGACGACAGCGUGGCGUUCGCGCUGGCCAACAUGCUGCGCGAGAACAGGAGCAUCACCACCCUCAACAUCGACUCCAAUUUCAUCUCUGGCAAAGGGAUCGUUGCCAUCAUGAGAUGCCUGCAGUACAACGAGACGCUGACGGAGCUCCGCUUUCACAACCAGCGGGGCAUGCUGGGCCACCAAGCGGAGAUGGAGAUCGCCAGGCUGCUGAAAUCCAACGCCACCCUCCUUAAAAUGGGGUAUCACUUCGAGCUGCCGGGGCCCAGGAUGGUGGUGACCAACCUGCUCAGCAGAAACCUGGACAAGCAGAGGCAGAAGAGGCAAGAGGAGCAAAGGCAGCAGCAAAUGAAAGAGCAGAGAGAAUUGAUAGCGAUGCUGGAAAACGGACUUGGGUUGCCUCCUGGGAUGUGGGAAAUGCUGGGGGGCCCAAUGCCCCAGACAAGGAUGCAUGAACCCCCACAAGCCCCGAAGCCACCUGUCCCUACAGCUGCAUCUCUGAGGAAAAGGCAGGAGAGCAUGAGGCAGCCAGCCCCCGAGCAGCCACCCAGAGAGAAGACUGUCGGCUUCAGAGUGGUUAAGCUGAAGAAGAUGCAGCGCAAACCCCCUGUGCCGGAGUACGUGGAACCCCCCGAGAAAACCAACCUCAAAGACGUCAUCAAAACACUUAAACCGGUUCCCAGGAGAAGGCCACCUCCCCUGGUGGAAAUAACCCCGAGAGAUCAGCUACUCAACGACAUUCGGCAGAGUAACGUCGCUUACCUCAAACCGGUGCCAUUGCCAAAGCAGCUGGAGUGAGAGACCAGACUGCCCUGAAGACAACAACUUGGAAUAAAGACUGUUUAAGUUUUGCUUACAACUAAUUCAGCAGAUGUUUUCUGGUACAUACAACUCUUUGGGAACAAAGCUUGAGGCACACACUUUUGUAAGUGUGGGGAAAACGGCUGGCAUGGGAAAAGUCAGUGCUAAGCAUUUCCAUCAGGUAUCAAACAAUCCCAGUGCCAUCUGUCUGCCAAGUGGAUCUGAGGCUCCAGUUUGUUGUGGGAGUAUUUUCUCAGAGGCAUCAAUAACCUUGUCUUUCUAGUUUGUCAGCAAACUAUUUUGCUUCCACGUCGUCCUUCUGCUGCCAGAUUCUGCAGGAACAUGCUGUGCUUUAUCUUAUCUUUCUUUUCACACACAUGCUCCUUUAUUAUUCUCUUGUCCAUGUAUUUGGUUUCCAUGUAUACAGCUUCAUUUUUUAGGUUAAGGAAAGAGAAAUGAAAUAAAGCUCUCUCUGUAAGAUGUGUGCAGCACUUCCAUGGCUAAUAAGCAGCUCACCGAACAGAAUGAGUGUUCUGGUACCUCAAAUCCUUUAGCUUGAUGGUUUCCAGCUACCUGUAUUUCAAAACAGUCCAGCUGGCAUUGUACCUGAUCAGCAUCUAAAAGAUGAUGCCACGCUCUGCUUUGAGAGCUGUAAUCCUUAUUGCCCACAAUUCACUUUUGUCCAUGAGUGUUCCUUAAUUACAGCCACUCCAGAGCACUGAAAAGCCAGUUCAGCUCUAUAUCCAUGCUGCUCUUGUGGGAGGUGGAUGUGGCUUACCCCUGUCUUUGCCUGGGGUUUAAGAAACUCAUAAUUCCUCAUGAAUAGCACAUUUCACCUCUAGCAGGGCUGGAUAUGAUAGGGUUGAACCUUAUUAUAUACAGCUUAGCAUUUCCCUAUAAUUUGUGUGAUUU
Dryobates pubescens (Downy woodpecker) is the source of this 2630-nucleotide messenger RNA. It is a transcript of the gene LMOD3, whose product is annotated as leiomodin 3. The record is from RefSeq and is a predicted model, not a curated record. NCBI's taxonomy places the organism in Eukaryota, Metazoa, Chordata, Aves, Piciformes, Picidae. The coding region runs from base 30 to 1715 and encodes 561 amino acids. Gene Ontology annotation, molecular function: tropomyosin binding; actin binding. Gene Ontology annotation, cellular component: myofibril; striated muscle thin filament. The transcript is spliced from 3 exons. Gene Ontology annotation, biological process: pointed-end actin filament capping; muscle contraction; myofibril assembly.